Messenger RNA from Leptosomus discolor (cuckoo roller), 2523 nucleotides. Lineage: Eukaryota; Metazoa; Chordata; Aves; Leptosomiformes; Leptosomidae. The record is from RefSeq and is a predicted model, not a curated record.
AUGUGAGCGAACUGGAAACAGGAUGAUUUGUCAUUGUCAUUGUUAAUGUUGGUUUUUUUCUUUGUUUUUCUAGGAUCUAGUUCAGGAUCAAAAUUAAAAGUUCCUGAGCUGAGUAUAAAUGGCGCACAGCAUGUUGUUCAAGCAGGCCAGACUUUAAAUCUCACCUGCAGGGGGGAAAUGGUUCAUUCAUGGUCUUUGCCUGAAACUCUAAGUAAGGAUAGCGAAAGGCUGAAAGUAAUUAAAUAUGCCUGUGGAAGGAAUGGGAAGCAGUCCUGCAGCAGUCUGACCUUGAGCAGAACUCAAGCAAGUGACACUGGAAACUAUAGCUGCAAAUACCCAACAAGUCCGGCAAAAAAGAAGAAGGAAUCUACAGUCUAUGUAUUUAUUAACGAUACAGGCAAUCCAUUUGUAGAGAUGCACAGUGAUAUACCUAAAAUAAUACACAUGACUGUGGGAAGAGAAAUGAUUGUUCCAUGCAGAGUCACAGCACCAAACAUUGCUGUUACUUUAAAAAAGAUUCCACGAGAAACCCUAAUUCCUGAUGGCAAGACAAUAAUCUGGGACAGCAUGAAAGGCUUCAGAAUACCUAAGGCAACCUACAAAUUCAUAGGGCUCCUGAGCUGUGAGACAACCGUCAGUGGACACAAGUAUAGCACGAAGUACCUAACGCACCGAGAAACCAACACAAUUUUUGAUGUUCAGUUAAGCACCCCACGUCUUGUCAAGUUGCUGAAAGGAGACAGCCUGGCAAUUAACUGCACUGUCACUGCAGCCUGGAACACCAGAGUGCAGAUGACUUGGACUUAUCCUGGACAGGCAAGGAAGAGAGGUUCUGUAACGCAGCGGAUUGACCAGAAGAAUACAGAAGCCAAUAUUUUUUAUAGUAUCCUUGUUGUUGACAAAGUGCGUGAUAUUGAUAAAGGCCAGUAUACCUGCCACGUGAAGAGUGGGCCAUCAAUCAAAGCUGUUAACACAACCGUCAUUGUUUAUGAUAAAAUGUUCAUUAAUUUGAGACGUCGAAGAAAAACUGCACUGGAGGCUGUAGCUGGAAGAAAAUCCUAUCGUUUGUCAAUGAAAGUGAAGGCGUUUCCCUCUCCAGAGGUUAUAUGGUUAAAAGAUGGGCUACCUGCUGCUGAAAAGUGUGCCCGGUACAUGGUUAAAGACUACUCAUUAAUCAUCAAGGAUGUUGCUGAGGAAGAUGCUGGAAACUACACGAUAAUACUGAGCAUAAGACAGUCAAACUUGUCUAAGAAUCUUACAGUCACUCUUACAGUAAAUGUGAAACCCCAGAUAUACGAAAAUGCCGUGUCAUCAUUCCCUGAUCCCAAUCUGUAUUUACUGAGCAGCAAACAAGUGCUGACAUGCACUGUGUACGGUAUUCCUCAGCCUAAAAUUACGUGGAUGUGGUAUCCCUGUAGACAAAACCACUCCAAAACAAGGCAUGGCUUUUGCUCUUACACCGAAGGAUCUUUCAUCCUGAAAUCUGGGAGCAACAUAGGAAACAGGAUCCAGAGCAUCACUGAGCGAAUGGCUGUAAUAGAGGGCAAAAAUAAGACUGCUAGCACUCUUGUUGUAGCUGAAACCAAAUCUUCUGGAAUCUACAGCUGUGUGGCAUCCAAUAAAGUGGGAAAAGCUGAAAGAAACACCAGCUUUAUUGUAACAGAUGUACCAAAUGGAUUCCAUAUUAGUUUGGAAAAAAUGCCCAUUGAAGGAGAGAAUUUGAUAUUGUCCUGUUCGGCCAACAAAUUCCUGUACAAAGACAUUGCUUGGAUUUUACCGAGGACAGUCAACAAUCAAACAAAAGAAAAAAGGUCUCCCAACAAGGAUUAUUCCAUCACCCUCACUCUGACCAUCAAGAACGUUUCCCUGGCACACUCAGGCACCUAUGCCUGCCGAGCAAGGAACAUAUACACGGGGAAAGAAGUGCUUCAAAAGAAAGACGUUACAAUCAGAGCUCAAGAGGCACCAGCCCUGCUGCGGCACCUUAUGGAUCAGACAGUGAACACCAGUAACUCUGCCAUGUUGGAGUGCCAGGUUCGUGGCAUCCCUGAACCCCAGAUAUCCUGGUUUAAAAAUCACGAGGAAAUACAGCAAGAGUCAGGAAUAAUUCUAGGGCCCGGAAGCCGAAUGCUGUUUAUUGAAAGAGUAAAAGAGGAGGAUGAAGGCCUUUAUCAAUGUAUAGCCACCAACUUAAAAGGGUCCGUGGAGAGUGCAGCAUAUGUCACGGUACAAGGCACAUCGGAGAGGUCAAACCUGGAGCUAAUAACUCUGACCUGUACCUGCGUGGCUGCGACACUCUUUUGGCUUCUGUUGACCCUCUUCAUUCGCAAGCUGAAGAGGCCUUAUUCCUCUGAAAUGAAGACCAACCACUAUUUGUCAAUCAUAAUGGAUCCUGACGAAGUCCCCUUAGACGAGCAAUGUGAACGUCUGCCUUAUGAUGCCAGCAAGUGGGAAAUUGCAAGAGAAAGGCUUAAACUAGGUAAUAUUGACAUACUUCACUUUGGGUUUGCAGAGGUUGAAUAA